Molecule: messenger RNA, 3028 nt
Organism: Eruca vesicaria subsp. sativa (arugula)
Lineage: Eukaryota; Viridiplantae; Streptophyta; Magnoliopsida; Brassicales; Brassicaceae
Source: the annotation of a GenBank genome assembly
AUCUCUUCCGUCGUUCAUCCUCUUCAAUGGCGCUGAAAUUUCAUGAACAGAUCAUAUCAGACCUUCUGGAAGACUCUAACGGCGGACUAGUAAUCCUCUCUUCCGGUCUCUCCCUCGCUAAAUUAAUCUCUUCUCUCCUCAUCCUUCACACACCAUCCCAAGGAACCUUACUCCUCCUCCUCUCCCCCGCCUCCCAAUCCCUCAAAUCAAGAAUCCUCAACCAACUCUCCUCCCCUCCCCCUCCGGAGAUAACCUCCGACCUCCCCGCGAACCACCGUCACUCCCUCUACUCCUCCGGGAACCCUUUCUUCAUCACGCCGCGGAUCCUAAUCGUCGAUCUCCUCACGCAACGCAUCCCAGUCUCCUCCCUCGCCGGAAUCUUCAUCCUCAACGCCCACUCCCUCUCCGAAACCUCCACCGAAGCCUUCAUCGUCCGAAUCGUCAAAACCCUCAACCCCUCCGCCUACGUGCGCGCCUUCUCCGAUAGACCGCAGGCCAUGGUCUCCGGUUUCGCCAAGACGGAGCGCACCAUGCGUGCUCUCUUCCUCCGCAGGCUCCAUCUAUGGCCUCGGUUUCAGUUGGAUGUGUCUCAGGAGCUUGAGAGGGAGCCCCCUGAGGUCGUGGACGUUAGGGUUCCGAUGACGAGUUACAUGGUGGGGAUACAGAAGGCGAUCGUUGAGGUCAUGGACGCUUGUCUCAAGGAGAUGAGGAAGACGAAUAAGGUUGAUGUGGAUGAUUUGACUGUGGAGAGUGGUUUGUUUAAGUCAUUUGAUGAGAUUGUGAGGAGGCAGCUUGAUCCCAUUUGGCAUACUCUGGGGAAGAGGACUAAGCAGCUUGUUUCUGAUUUGAAGACUUUGAGGAAGUUGCUUGAUUAUCUUGUUAGGUAUGAUGCUGUGAGUUUUCUCAAGUUUUUGGAUACGCUCAGGGUUGCCGAGAGCUAUCGAUCUGUUUGGUUAUUUGCAGAGUCCAGCUAUAAGAUUUUUGAUUUUGCUAAGAAACGAGUGUAUCGUCUCAUCAAGGCAAGUGAGGUUAAGAAUACUAGUGGUAAAAAGAGAAAGUUUAAGGGUGUUAAUGCCUCUGUAGAAGCAGUUGGUGGUGCAACGGCUACGAAUGGGGAUACUGGCGUUGUUAUUGAAGAAGUUCUGGAAGAGGCACCCAAAUGGAAAGUCUUACGUGAGAUUUUAUUAGAGAUACAAGAAGAAAGAGAAAAACAGACUCUUUCUGAGGAAGACGACAGUGACAACAAUGGUAUAGUUCUUGUGGCUUGCAAGGAUGAACGCUCCUGCAUGCAGCUUGAAGAUUGCAUCGCAAACAAUCCACAGAAGGUAAUGCGGGAAGAGUGGGAAAUGUACCUGCUGAGCAAAAUUGAGAUCCGCAAUGUGCAGACACCGCAAAAGAAGAAACAAAAGACUCCCAAGGGUUUUGGGAUUCUUGACGGAGUAGUUCCUGUAACUACAAUACAGAGCUCGGAGGGUAGCAGUGUUUGCAGACAAGAGCAUGAGGCUCUUAUGGCUGCUGCGUCCUCUAUCCGUAAGCUAGGGAAGACAACUGCUUCAGGAAGUACUAAUCCAGAGGCUCAAGUUGAUAAGGCUUCCAGUACCAAAGGAAAGGCUAAAAAGGAAUCAUCAAAUCUUCGGAGACCCAUAAGAAGUUGCAGUAAGAAAAAGACGAACAGGGAACCUGAAAUAGUAACAGGCUCAGAAAAUGAAGAACAAGUUAGUGAAGCGAGCACAUCAGCCCCUCGAGAAGCCAGUGAUGUUCCUCCAAACGGUGCUAAGAAGCUACCGCCUGUGCAUUUUUAUGCCUUAGAAAGCGAUCAACCUAUACUAGAUGUCUUGAAACCGUCUGUGAUCAUUGUCUACCAUCCUGACAUGGGUUUCGUCAGAGAAAUUGAGGUGUACAAAGCAGAGAACCUUCUGAAAAAACUGAAAGUCUAUUUUCUUUUCUAUGAUGAAUCCACAGAAGUGCAGAAGUUCGAAGCAAGCAUACGCCGGGAAAAUGGAGCCUUUGAAUCAUUGAUCAGGCUGAAGUCUUCGAUGAUGAUUCCUGUGGACCAGGAUGGGCUUUGCAUGGGGUCGAACUCAUCUACUGAUUAUCCAGCUUCAAGUACUCAAAACUCAUUAACCCGUAAAGCAGGUGGAAGAAAGGAAAUCGAAAAAGAAACACAGGUAAUAGUUGACAUGAGGGAGUUCAUGAGCAGCCUACCAAACGUUCUUCACCAGAAAGGCAUGAAGAUAAUACCUGUUACACUAGAGGUCGGCGACUAUAUCCUCUCUCCUUCAAUAUGCGUGGAGAGAAAAAGCAUUCAAGAUCUCUUCCAAAGCUUCACAUCAGGUCGUUUGUUUCACCAAGUCGAAAUGAUGUCAAGGUAUUACAGAAUACCCGUUCUUCUCAUCGAGUUCUCUCAAGACAAAAGCUUCUCUUUUCAGUCUGCUAGUGAUAUAUCAGAUGAUGUGACACCAUAUAACAUCAUAUCAAAACUAUCAUUACUGGUUCUGCAUUUUCCUCGGUUACGGAUACUGUGGUCUCGAAGUCUACAUGCGACUGCAGAGAUCUUCACCACCUUAAAAUCAAACCAAGACGAGCCCGAUGAAACCCGGGCAAUAAGAGUUGGUGUGCCUUCAGAAGAGGGUAUCAUAGAAAAUGACAUCAGAGCUGAGAACUAUAACACAUCAGCAGUAGAGUUUCUUAGAAGGCUUCCGGGAGUUUCAGACGCUAAUUACAGAUCGAUAAUGGAGAAAUGUAAAAGUUUGUCUGAGCUUGCUUCUUUGCCUGUGGAGGAAUUAGCAGAAAUCAUGGGUGGUCACAAAGUUGCUAAGAGUCUCAGAGAGUUUCUUGACGCCAAGUAUCCGACGUUGCUUUAAGAGAAGGUAACAACUAAACUAAUUUAGAAGAUCUCCAUCACACAAAGCUGCUUACUUAUUUCUUGUUCAUUUGUUGUAGACUUAGAAUAGUAUCCAUUGAUUAUUUUAUGGGUUUUGAUUAUUGUUCUGUUGUAAACAAUUACAUUAGUGAGCAUACUCUUGAC